AGGUUAAGUUUUCGGAAAAAGAAAGAUCAUGUACCAGAAUGCUCUAAACCUCAUCAAUGGCAGGAAGACGAGAAAAAAGUUCGAGAAGGAACUUGUAGUUUUCAAGUGAGGUAUUUAGGAUGUAUAGAAGUUUUCGAUUCUCGAGGGAUGCAAGUUUGUGAAGAAGCAGUCAAAGCACUCAAAAAUCAAGCUAAAGGUAAAGUACAGAGAGCUGUGUUAUAUGUAUCUGGUGAUGCUUUACGAGUUGUAGAUGAAAUCAGUAAGAGCAUGAUAGUAGAUCAGACAAUAGAAAAAGUAUCAUUCUGUGCCCCAGACAGAAACCAUGAAAAAGGUUUUGCCUAUAUUUGUCGAGAUGGUACUACAAGGAGAUGGAUGUGUCACGGCUUUAUGGCCGUUAAAGAGUCCGGGGAAAGAUUGAGUCAUGCUGUUGGUUGUGCAUUUGCUGUCUGCCUUGAGAAAAAACAGAAAAGAGAUAAAGAGACUGGUGUAACAGUAACAUUUAGUGAAGACCGUACUAGUUUUACACGUACAGGAUCAUUUCGUCAAACGUCUAUGACUGAAAGACUGGCUGAUCCCCAGAGUGCAAUAUUAGCAGGUAUGUAUUUUGCAAGACUUAGGAGAGUUGAUAAUCCUUUUGCUGUUCAGAGACCUCAUGCUACACCAGAACUUUUCAAUAGACAAGGUUCUUUUAGAGGCUUUGAAAAGUUACAAGAAGCUUCAUCCCCAUUUAAAAGGACACUUUCAUUACGUUAUUCUGAUCUCCCAUCAACCCUUCAACGACAGAAUGCGAUAUUAGAAUCACCUAGUGCUAAUGGUGGAGGAACGAUACAUGAGGUUUCACCAGAACAUGACGACUCUAUAGCUCAAAUGUGUCAACAAUUAACUCAAGGUUUAUCUGCAUUAACUACUGAUGAAACA
Molecule: messenger RNA, 918 nt
Organism: Lottia gigantea (owl limpet)
Lineage: Eukaryota; Metazoa; Mollusca; Gastropoda; Lottiidae
Exons: 7
Source: RefSeq, a predicted model, not a curated record